AUGGCGCACAGCUGUCGGUGGCGCUUCCCCGCCCGACCCGGGACCACCGGGGGCGGCGGCGGCGGGGGGCGCCGGGGCCUAGGGGGCGCCCCGCGGCAACGCGUCCCGGCCCUGCUGCUUCCCCCUGGGCCCCCGGUCGGCGGCGGCGGCCCCGGGGCGCCCCCCUCCCCCCCGGCUGUGGCGGCCGCGGCGGCGGCGGCGGGAAGCGGCGGGGCCGGGGUUCCAGGGGGAGCGGCCGCCGCCUCAGCAGCCUCCUCGUCGUCCGCCUCGUCUUCGUCUUCGUCAUCGUCCUCAGCCUCCUCCGGGCCGGCCCUGCUCCGGGUGGGCCCGGGCUUCGACGCGGCGCUGCAGGUCUCGGCCGCCAUCGGCACCAACCUGCGCCGGUUCCGGGCCGUGUUUGGGGAGAGCGGCGGGGGAGGCGGCAGCGGAGAGGAUGAGCAGUUCUUAGGUUUUGGCUCAGAUGAAGAAGUCAGAGUACGAAGUCCCACGAGGUCUCCUUCAGUUAAAACUAGUCCUCGAAAACCUCGCGGGAGACCUAGAAGUGGCUCUGACCGAAAUUCAGCUCUCCUCUCAGACCCAUCUGUGUUCUCCCCUCUAAGUAAAUCAGAGACCAAAUCUGGAGAUAAGAUCAAGAAGAGAGAUUCUAAAAGUAUAGAAAAGAAGAGAGGAAGACCUCCCACCUUCCCUGGAGUAAAACUCAAAAUAACACAUGGAAAGGACAUUUCCGAGUUACCAAAGGGAAACAAAGAAGAUAGCCUGAAGAAAAUGAAACGCACGCCUUCCGCUACAUUUCAGCAAGCCACAAAGAUUAAAAAAUUAAGAGCAGGUAAACUCUCUCCUCUCAAGUCAAAGUUUAAGACAGGGAAGCUUCAAAUAGGAAGGAAGGGGGUACAAAUUGUACGCCGGCGAGGACGGCCUCCAUCAACAGAAAGGAUAAAGACCCCUUCAGGUCUCCUCAUUAACUCUGAACUGGAAAAGCCCCAGAAGGUCCGGAAAGACAAGGAAGGAACACCUCCACUUACAAAAGAUGAUAAGACAGUAGUCAGACAGAGCCCUCGAAGGAUUAAGCCGGUCAGGAUUAUUCCUUCUUCUAAAAGGACAGAUGCAACAAUUGCUAAGCAGCUCUUGCAGAGGGCAAAAAAGGGGGCUCAAAAGAAAAUCGAGAAAGAAGCAGCUCAGCUGCAAGGAAGAAAGGUGAAGACACAGGUCAAAAACAUCCGACAGUUCAUCAUGCCUGUUGUCAGUGCCAUCUCCUCUCGGAUCAUCAAAACCCCUCGGCGGUUCAUAGAGGAUGAAGAUUAUGACCCUCCAAUUAAAAUUGCCCGGCUGGAGUCUACACCGAACAGUAGAUUCAGUGCCACGUCCUGUGGAUCUUCUGAAAAAUCAAGUGCAGCAUCUCAGCACUCCUCUCAAAUGUCUUCAGACUCCUCCCGAUCCAGUAGCCCCAGUGUCGAUACCUCCACAGAUUCUCAGGCCUCUGAGGAGAUUCAGGUCCUUCCUGAAGAGCGGAGCGAUAGCCCUGAAGUCCAUACACCACUGCCUAUUUCCCAGUCCCCAGAAAAUGACAGUAGUGACCGGAGAAGCAGAAGGUAUUCGGUGUCGGAGAGAAGUUUCGGAUCCAGAACCACAAAAAAAUUAUCCACUCUGCAAAGUGCCCCCCAGCAGCAGACCUCUUCCUCGCCUCCUCCACCCCUGCUGACACCUCCACCCCCACUGCAGCCAGCCUCCAGUAUCUCUGACCACACACCUUGGCUCAUGCCUCCAACCAUCCCCUUAGCAUCACCAUUUUUGCCUACUUCCGCUGCUCCCAUGCAAGGGAAGCGAAAAUCUAUUUUGCGGGAACCAACAUUUAGGUGGACCUCUCUAAAGCACUCUAGGUCAGAGCCACAGUACUUUUCCUCAGCAAAGUAUGCCAAAGAAGGUCUUAUUCGCAAACCAAUCUUUGAUAAUUUCCGCCCCCCUCCACUAACUCCUGAGGAUGUCGGCUUCGCGUCCGGGUUUUCUACGUCUGGUCCUGCUGCUUCAGCUCGAUUGUUUUCACCUCUCCAUUCUGGAACAAGGUUCGAUAUGCACAAAAGGAGCCCACUUCUGAGAGCUCCGAGGUUUACUCCGAGUGAGGCUCACUCUAGGAUAUUUGAGUCUGUAACCUUGCCUAGUAAUCGAACUUCUGCUGGAACAUCUUCUUCAGGAGUAUCUAACAGGAAAAGAAAAAGAAAGGUGUUUAGCCCUAUUCGAUCUGAACCAAGAUCUCCUUCUCACUCUAUGAGGACAAGAAGUGGAAGGCUUAGCACUUCUGAGCUGUCACCUCUCACCCCACCGUCUUCUGUCUCCUCCUCGUUAAGCAUUUCUGUUGGUCCUCUUGCCACUAGUGCCUUAAACCCAACUUUUACUUUUCCUUCUCAUUCCCUGACUCAGUCUGGGGAAUCUGCAGAGAAAAACCAGAGACCAAGGAAGCAGACUAGUGCUCCGGCAGAGCCAUUUUCAUCCAGUAGUCCCACUCCUCUCUUCCCUUGGUUCACCCCAGGCUCCCAGACUGAACGAGGGAGAAAUAAAGACAAGGCCCCCGAGGAGCUGUCCAAAGAGCGAGAUGCUGACAAGAGCGUGGAGAAGGACAAGAGUAGAGAGAGAGACCGGGAGAGAGAAAAGGAGAAUAAGCGGGAGUCCAAGAAAGAGAAAAGGAAAAAGGGAUCAGAAAUUCAGAGUAGCUCGGCUUUGUAUCCUGUGGGUAGAGUUUCCAAAGAGAAGGCUGUUGGUGACGAUGUGGCCGCUUCAUCUUCUGCCAAAAAAGCAACCGGGCGGAAGAAGUCUUCAUCACUCGAUUCUGGGACUGAUAUUGCUUCUGUGACUCUUGGGGAUACGACAGCUGUCAAAACCAAAAUACUUAUAAAGAAAGGGAGAGGAAAUCUGGAAAAAAGCAACUUGGACCUCGGCCCAACUGCCCCAUCCCUGGAGAAGGAGAAAACCCUCUGCCUUUCCACUCCUUCAUCUAGCACUGUUAAACAUUCCACUUCCUCCAUAGGCUCCAUGUUGGCUCAGGCAGACAAGCUUCCAAUGACUGACAAGAGGGUUGCCAGCCUCCUAAAAAAGGCCAAAGCCCAGCUCUGCAAGAUUGAGAAGAGUAAGAGUCUUAAACAAACUGACCAGCCCAAAGCACAGGGUCAAGAAAGCGACUCCUCGGAGACGUCUGUGCGAGGACCCCGGAUUAAACAUGUCUGCAGAAGAGCUGCUGUUGCCCUUGGCCGAAAACGAGCUGUGUUUCCUGAUGACAUGCCCACCCUGAGUGCCUUACCAUGGGAAGAACGAGAAAAGAUUUUGUCUUCCAUGGGAAAUGAUGACAAGUCAUCGAUCGCUGGCUCAGAAGAUGCUGAACCUCUUGCUCCACCCAUCAAACCAAUUAAGCCUGUCACCAGAAACAAGGCGCCUCAGGAACCUCCGGUGAAGAAGGGACGGCGGUCCAGGCGGUGCGGGCAGUGUCCCGGCUGCCAGGUGCCUGAGGACUGUGGUGUUUGCACUAACUGCUUGGACAAGCCCAAGUUCGGUGGCCGCAACAUAAAGAAGCAGUGCUGCAAGAUGCGAAAAUGUCAGAAUCUACAAUGGAUGCCUUCCAAAGCCUACCUUCAGAAGCAAGCAAAAGCUGUGAAAAAGAAAGAGAAGAAAUCUAAGACCAGUGAAAAGAAGGAGAGCAAAGAGAGCAGCGUUGUGAAGAACUCGGUGGACUCUAGUCAGAAAUCUACCCCAUCGGCAAGAGAGGAUCCUGCCCCUAAGAAAAGCAACAGUGACCCUCCUCCCCGCAAACCCGUGGAGGACAAGAGUGAGGAAGGGAACACCGCCACCCCAGGACCUGAGGCCAAGCAUGCGGCCACGCCCACUUCCAGGAAGUCCAGCAAGCAGGUCUCCCAGCCAGCACCAGCCAUCCCCCCACAACCCCCCAGCACAGCACCACCGAGAAAAGAAGUUCCCAAGACCACUCCCAGUGAUCCCAAGAAAAAGCCACCUCCACCUCCAGAGUCAGGUCCAGAGCAAAGCAAGCAGAAAAAAGUGGCUCCUCGCCCAAGUAUUCCUGUAAAACAAAAGCCAAAAGAAAAGGAGAAGCCACCUCCGGUCAAUAAGCAGGAAAAUGCAGGCACUUUGAACAUCCUUAGCACUCUCUCCAAUGGCAAUAGCUCCAAGCAGAAAGUUCCAGCAGAUGGCGUCCACAGGAUCAGAGUGGACUUUAAGGAGGAUUGUGAAGCAGAAAAUGUGUGGGAGAUGGGAGGCUUAGGAAUCUUGACCUCUGUCCCUAUAACACCCAGGGUAGUUUGCUUUCUCUGUGCCAGUAGUGGGCAUGUAGAGUUUGUGUAUUGCCAAGUCUGUUGUGAGCCCUUCCACAAGUUUUGUUUGGAGGAGAACGAGCGCCCUCUGGAGGACCAGCUGGAAAACUGGUGUUGUCGCCGCUGCAAGUUUUGUCAUGUUUGUGGGAGGCAGCAUCAGGCUACAAAGCAGCUGCUGGAGUGUAACAAGUGCCGAAACAGCUAUCACCCUGAGUGCCUGGGACCAAAUUACCCCACCAAACCCACAAAGAAAAAGAAGGUUUGGAUCUGUACCAAGUGUGUUCGCUGCAAGAGCUGUGGAUCCACGACUCCCGGCAAAGGGUGGGAUGCACAGUGGUCUCACGAUUUCUCACUGUGCCAUGAUUGUGCCAAACUCUUUGCUAAAGGAAACUUCUGCCCUCUCUGUGAUAAGUGUUACGAUGAUGAUGACUAUGAGAGUAAGAUGAUGCAAUGUGGGAAAUGUGAUCGAUGGGUCCAUUCCAAAUGUGAGAAUCUUUCAGAUGAGAUGUAUGAGAUUCUGUCUAAUCUGCCAGAGAGUGUGGCCUACACGUGUGUGAACUGCACAGAGCGGCACCCUGCGGAGUGGCGACUGGCCCUUGAGAAAGAGCUCCAGAUCUCGCUGAAGCAAGUACUGACAGCCUUGUUGAAUUCUCGGACCACCAGCCACCUGCUACGCUACCGACAGGCUGCCAAACCUCCGGACUUAAAUCCUGAGACAGAGGAGAGUAUACCUUCCCGCAGCUCCCCAGAAGGACCUGAUCCACCAGUGCUCACUGAGGUCAGCAAACAGGAAGAUCAACAGCCUUUAGAUCUGGAAGGAGUCAAGAGGAAAAUGGACCAAGGGAACUACACAUCUGUGUUGGAGUUCAGCGACGAUAUCGUGAAGAUCAUUCAAGCAGCCAUUAAUUCAGAUGGAGGGCAGCCAGAGAUUAAAAAAGCCAACAGCAUGGUCAAGUCCUUCUUUAUUCGGCAAAUGGAACGUGUUUUUCCAUGGUUCAGUGUCAAAAAGUCCAGGUUUUGGGAGCCAAAUAAAGUAUCAAGCAACAGUGGGAUGUUACCAAAUGCAGUGCUUCCACCUUCACUUGACCAUAAUUAUGCUCAGUGGCAGGAGCGAGAGGAAAACAGCCACACUGAGCAACCUCCUUUAAUGAAGAAAAUCAUUCCAGCUCCCAAACCUAAAGGGCCUGGAGAACCAGACUCACCAACUCCUCUACAUCCUCCUACACCACCAAUUUUGAGUACUGAUAGGAGCCGAGAAGAUAGUCCGGAACUGAACCCACCCCCAGGCAUAGAAGAUAACAGACAGUGUGCACUGUGUUUGACCUAUGGUGACGACAGUGCUAACGAUGCUGGCCGUUUGCUUUACAUUGGCCAAAAUGAAUGGACACAUGUAAAUUGUGCUUUGUGGUCAGCAGAAGUGUUUGAAGAUGAUGAUGGAUCACUAAAGAAUGUGCAUAUGGCUGUGAUCAGGGGCAAGCAGCUGAGAUGUGAAUUCUGCCAAAAGCCAGGAGCCACUGUGGGUUGCUGCCUCACAUCUUGCACCAGCAACUAUCACUUCAUGUGUUCCCGAGCCAAGAACUGUGUGUUUCUGGAUGAUAAAAAAGUGUAUUGCCAACGACAUCGGGAUUUGAUCAAAGGCGAGGUGGUUCCUGAGAAUGGAUUUGAAGUUUUUAGAAGAGUGUUUGUGGACUUUGAAGGAAUCAGCUUGAGAAGGAAGUUUCUCAAUGGAUUAGAACCAGAAAAUAUCCACAUGAUGAUUGGCUCCAUGACAAUUGACUGCUUAGGGAUUCUGAAUGAUCUCUCUGACUGUGAGGAUAAGCUCUUCCCUAUUGGAUAUCAGUGUUCCCGGGUGUACUGGAGCACCACGGAUGCCCGCAAGCGCUGUGUGUACACAUGCAAGAUCGUCGAGUGCCGUCCUCCGGUGGUAGAGCCAGAUAUCAACAGCACUGUUGAACAUGAUGAAAACAGGACCAUCGCUCACAGUCCACCGUCUUUUGCAGAAAUUUCACCUAAGGAAAGUCAAAACACAGCAGAAAUUGUAAGUCCUCCAUCACCAGAUCGACCUCCUCAUUCCCAAACCUCUGGUUCCUGUUUCUAUCAUGUCAUCUCAAAGGUUCCUAGGAUUCGAACACCUAGCUAUUCUCCAACACAGAGAUCUCCUGGCUGUCGACCACUGCCUUCUGCAGGAAGCCCUACCCCAACCACUCAUGAAAUAGUCACAGUGGGUGACCCUUUACUCUCCUCUGGACUUCGAAGUAUUGGCUCCAGGCGUCACAGUACUUCUUCCUUGUCACCCCAGCGGUCUAAACUCCGGAUAAUGUCUCCAAUGAGAACUGGGAGCACUUACUCCAGGAAUAGUGUUUCCUCUGUCUCCAUCACAGGGACCACUGCAGAUCUUGAGUCAAGUGCCAAAGCGGUUGAUCAUGUCUUAGGGCCACUGAAUUCUAAUACUAAUUUAGGGCAGAACACUCCCACCUCUUCAAAUUUGCAAAGGACAGCGGUUACUGUGGGCACUAAAACCAGUCACUUGGAUGGCUCUUCCUCUUUAGAAACGAAGCAUUCCAGUGCUUCAGACUUGACAUCCAAGAGCUCCUCUUUGAAGGCAGAGAAGACCAAGAUGCUGAGUUCCAAGAACUCAGAGGGAUCGGCCCAUAAUGUUGGUUACCCUGGCAUUCCGAAACUGGCCCCACAGGUUCAUAAUGCAGCAGCUGGAGAAUUAACUGUUAAUAAAAUGGGCACUUUUGCUGACCUUUCUUCAGUGCCAUUUUCUUCUAAAGAGGGCCUCCCCUUCCCACCGCUCCAUCUGAGAGGGCAGAGAAACGAGCGAGACCAGCAGACAAAUGGCAGCCAGUCGGUAAACCCCAGUCCUGAUGAAGAUGCCGAAGUCAAAAGCUUGAAACUGUCUGGAGUGAGCAGCAGGUCAUCCAUUGUCAAUGAACACGUGGGAGCCAGCUCCAGAGAUAGGAGACAGAAAGGGAAAAAAUCUUGUAAAGAAACUUUCAAAGAAAAGCAUUCCAGUAAACCUUUCUUGGAACCUGGUCAGGUGGCAACUGGUGAGGAAGGAAACCUAAAGCCAGAGUUUGUUGAUGAAGUGUUGACUCCUGAUUUCAUGGGGCAACGACCAUGUAAUAAUGUUUCUUCUGAGAAGAUUGGGGACAAAGCCCAUCCUAUUCCAGGAGUCCCCAAAGCUCCACCCAUGCAAGUGGAAGGGUCUGCGAAGGAAGUACAGACGCCCCGGAAACGCACAGUUAAAGUAACACUGACACCUCUCAAAAUGGAGAGUGAGGGUCAGUCCAAGAACACCCUGAAAGAAAGUAGUCCCGUUUCCCCUUUGCAGAUAGAGUCUGUGUCUCCAACAGAACCGGUUUCUGCCUCAGAAAGCCCAGGAGAUGGCCCUGUGGCCCAACCAAGCCCCAAUAAUACCUCAUCCCAGGAUUCUCAAAGUAACAACUAUCAGAAUCUUCCAGUACAGGACAGAAACCUGAUGCUUCCGGAUGGCCCCAAACCUCAGGAAGAUGGCUCUUUCAAGAGGAGAUACCCCCGCCGCAGUGCCCGGGCACGCUCUAACAUGUUCUUUGGGCUCACCCCACUCUAUGGAGUAAGGUCCUAUGGCGAAGAAGACAUUCCAUUUUACAGCAGCUCAACUGGGAAGAAGCGAGGCAAGAGGUCCGCUGAAGGACAGGUGGACGGGGCGGACGACCUGAGCACUUCAGACGAAGACGACUUAUAUUAUUACAACUUCUCUAGGACAGUGAUUUCUUCAGGUGGAGAGGAACGGCUGACACCCCAUAAUUUAUUUCGGGAGGAAGAACAGUGUGAUCUUCCAAAAAUCUCACAGUUGGAUGGCGUCGAUGAUGGGACAGAGAGCGAUACCAGUGUCACAGCCACAACUCGGAAGAGCAGCCAGAUUCCAAAAAGAAACAGUAAAGAAAACGGAACAGAGAACUUGAAGAUGGAUCGGCCUGAAGACUCUGGGGAAAAGGAACAUGUCAUUAAGAGCUCAGUUGGCCACAAGAAUGAGCCAAAGAUGGAUAACUGCCACUCUGUGAGCAGAGUGAAAGCCCAGGGACAGGAUUCCUUGGAGGCUCAGCUCAGCUCGUUGGAGUCAAGCCGCAGGGUCCACACAAGCACCCCUUCAGACAAAAACUUACUGGACACCUAUAACACCGAACUCCUGAAGUCAGAUUCGGAUAACAACAACAGUGACGACUGUGGGAACAUCCUGCCCUCGGACAUUAUGGACUUUGUCCUGAAGAAUACUCCGUCCAUGCAGGCUUUGGGUGAGAGCCCAGAGUCCUCUUCGUCAGAACUCCUCAACCUUGGUGAAGGCUUGGGUCUUGACAGCAAUCGUGAAAAAGACAUGGGUCUUUUUGAAGUGUUUUCCCAGCAGUUGCCGACGACGGAGCCUGUGGACAGUAGUGUCUCUUCCUCCAUCUCAGCGGAAGAGCAGUUUGAGUUGCCCUUAGAACUGCCAUCAGAUCUCUCCGUCCUGACAACCCGGAGUCCCACAGUCCCUAGCCAGAACUCCAGUAGGCUAGCUGUGAUCUCAGACUCGGGAGAGAAGAGAGUAACCAUCACAGAAAAAGCUUCCUCUGAAGGUGACUCCUCCCUGCUGAGUCCAGGGGUAGACCCCAGUCCCGAAGGCCACAUGACUCCCGAUCACUUUAUCCAGGGUCACAUGGAUGCAGACCACAUCUCCAGCCCUCCCUGUGGUUCCGUGGAGCAAGGUCAUGGCAACAAUCAGGACUUAACUAGAAACAGCAGCACCCCUGGGCUUCAGGUACCUGUUUCCCCUAGUGUUCCUAUCCAGAAUCAGAAAUACGCACCCAACUCCACCGAUAGCCCUGGCCCGUCUCAGAUUUCCAAUGCCGCUGUCCAGACCACUCCGCCCCACCUGAAACCAGCCACUGAGAAACUCAUUGUUGUUAACCAGAACAUGCAGCCACUCUACGUCCUCCAAACCCUUCCGAAUGGAGUGACCCAGAAAAUCCAGCUGACCUCGUCUGUAAGUUCAGCCCCCAGUGUGAUGGAGACAAACACGUCCGUGUUGGGGCCCAUGGGAAGUGGCCUCACCCUCACCACAGGACUCAACCCGAACCUGCCAACAUCUCAGUCUUUGUUCCCUCCUGCUGCCAAAGGCUUGCUCCCCAUGCCUCAUCACCAGCACUUACAUUCCUUCCCCACCGCUACUCAGAGUAGCUUCCCCCCCAACAUCAGCAGUCCUCCUUCGGGCCUACUCAUCGGGGUCCAGCCUUCUCCGGACCCCCAGCUUUUGGUUUCAGAAGCCAGCCAGAGGACAGACCUCAGUACCACGGUAGCCACUCCAUCCUCUGGACUCAAGAAAAGACCCAUAUCUCGCCUGCAGACCCGAAAGAAUAAGAAACUUGCCCCCUCUAGUGCCCCUUCCAACAUUGCCCCUUCAGAUGUGGUUUCCAACAUGACACUGAUUAACUUCACUCCCUCCCAACUUCCGAAUCAUCCCAAUCUCUUAGACUUGGGGUCACUGAAUACUUCAUCUCACCGAACUGUCCCCAACAUCAUAAAAAGGUCUAAAUCUGGCAUCAUGUAUUUUGAACAGGCACCCCUGCUACCACAGAGUGUUGGGGGGACCACUGCCCCAGCGGCAGGCACUGCUACCAUAAGCCAGGAUACCAGCCACCUCACGACAGGACCCGUGUCUGGCCUGGCCUCCGGUUCCUCUGUCCUGAACGUUGUAUCCAUGCAAACUACCACCGCCCCCACAAGUAGCGCAUCUGUUCCAGGACACGUGGCAUUAACCAACCCCAGGUUGCUGGGUACCCCAGAUAUCGGCUCCAUAAGCAAUCUUCUAAUCAAAGCCAGCCAGCAGAGCCUGGGGAUUCAAGACCAGCCUGUGGCUUUACCGCCAAGUUCAGGAAUGUUUCCACCACUGGGGACGUCACAGACUCCCUCCACGGGCGCGCUGACCGCCACACCCAGCAUCUGUGUGCUCCCGUCUACCCAGACCGCGGGCGUCACAGCGGCUUCGCCUUCCGGGGAAGCAGAAGAACACUAUCAGCUCCACCAUGUGAACCAGCUCCUCGCCAGCAAAACUGGGGUUCUCUCUUCCCAACGGGAUCUUGAUUCUGCUCCAGGGUCCCAGGGAUCCAGCUUUACCCAGACAGUAGAUGCUCCUAAUCCCAUGGGCCUAGAGCAGAACAAGACUUUACCCUCAGCUAUGCAAGCCAGCUCCGCCUCUCCAGGGGGUUCACCAUCCUCCGGACAGCGGUCAGCGAGUCCCUCAGUGCCGGGGCCCACGAAACCCAAACCAAAAAUCAAACGGAUUCCGCUGCCUUUGGACAAAGGGAGUGGCAAGAAGCACAAAGUUUCCCAAUUGCGGACCAGUUCUUCUGAAGCACACAUUCCAGACCAAGAAGCCAACACGACACCCCAGACCUCAGUCACAGGGACUCCAGGAACAGAGGCUGAGCAGCAGGAUACAGCUAGUGUGGAACAGUCACCACAGAAAGAGUGUGGGCAGCCUGCAGCGCAAGUGGCUGCUCUUCCUGAGAUUCAGACAACACAGAAUCCAGCACAUGAACAAGAAAAUUCAGAACCUAAAAUGGUGGAAGAAGAAGAAAGUAAUUUCAGCUCUCCACUGAUGCUUUGGCUCCAGCAAGAACAGAAGCGGAAGGAAAGCAUUGCUGAGAAAAAGCCCAAGAAAGGACUUGUUUUUGAAAUUUCAAGUGACGAUGGCUUUCAGAUAUGUGCAGAAAGUAUUGAAGAUGCCUGGAAGUCACUGACAGACAAAGUCCAGGAGGCUCGGUCCAACGCCCGCCUGAAGCAGCUGUCAUUUGCAGGUGUGAACGGUUUGCGGAUGCUGGGGAUUCUCCAUGACGCUGUUGUAUUCCUGAUUGAGCAACUGUCUGGUGCCAAGCACUGUAGGAAUUACAAAUUCCGUUUCCACAAGCCAGAGGAGGCCAAUGAGCCCCCACUGAACCCUCAUGGCUCAGCCAGGGCUGAAGUCCACCUGAGGAAGUCAGCAUUUGACAUGUUUAACUUCCUGGCUUCUAAACACCGGCAGCCUCCUGAGUACAACCCCAAUGAUGAGGAAGAGGAGGAGGUACAGCUGAAGUCAGCUCGGAGGGCAACUAGUAUGGAUCUACCAAUGCCCAUGCGUUUCCGGCACUUAAAAAAGACUUCUAAGGAGGCAGUUGGUGUCUACAGGUCUCCCAUCCACGGCCGAGGUCUUUUCUGUAAGAGAAACAUUGAUGCAGGUGAGAUGGUGAUUGAGUACGCUGGCAAUGUCAUCCGUUCCAUCCAGACUGACAAGAGAGAGAAGUACUAUGACAGCAAGGGCAUCGGCUGCUACAUGUUCCGGAUCGAUGACUCUGAGGUGGUGGACGCCACCAUGCACGGGAACGCCGCCCGCUUCAUCAACCAUUCAUGUGAGCCCAACUGCUACUCUCGGGUCAUCAACAUCGAUGGGCAGAAGCACAUUGUCAUCUUUGCCAUGCGCAAGAUCUAUCGAGGGGAGGAACUCACUUACGACUAUAAAUUCCCCAUUGAGGAUGCCAGCAACAAGCUCCCCUGCAACUGUGGUGCCAAGAAAUGCCGGAAGUUCCUAAACUAA
Molecule: messenger RNA, 11901 nt
Organism: Rangifer tarandus platyrhynchus (Svalbard reindeer)
Lineage: Eukaryota; Metazoa; Chordata; Mammalia; Artiodactyla; Cervidae
Source: the annotation of a GenBank genome assembly